AUGGAACAAGUAUUCGAACAGAAAUUAAUGCAAGCGGCACAAGCUGUUGAAGAACAAGUUGAUGCUGAACUUAAUCGGUUAGAAAAAUUAACUGAAGAGGAUAUGGAAAAAAUACGUUCACAACGACUCGAAUCAUUGAAACAAGAACAUAAAAAACGUCAAGAAUGGAUGGCGAAUGGCCAUGGUGAAUAUGAAGAUUUACCCAGCGAAAAAGAAUUAUUUGACACAACAAAAAAAAGUGAACGCAUUGUUUGCCAUUUCUAUCGUGAUUCAACAAUGCGAUGCAAAAUUGUUGAUAAACAUUUGGACAUUUUAGCCCGUAAACAUAUUGAAGCAAAAUUUGUUAAAUUAAAUGUUGACCGUGCACCAUUUAUAACUGAACGUUUACAUAUAAAAACAUUACCAACCAUUGCCUUGUUAAUCGAUAAUAUAGUUAAAGAUAAAAUUAUUGGUUUUACUGAUUUAGGAAAUCAUGAUGAUUUUUCAACAGAAAUGCUCGAAUGGCGUUUAGGCCGAGGUGGUGCUAUUGAUUAUAAAGGAGAUUUAAGUUCACCACCAGAUGAUAACGACAAGAAAAAGAAGAUUAAUUUAUUGGGAAAAAAACCUAAAACAAUACGCAAUGGAAUGGGUGGUGAUGAUGACGACGAUGAUGAUUAG
Molecule: messenger RNA, 657 nt
Organism: Rotaria socialis
Lineage: Eukaryota; Metazoa; Rotifera; Eurotatoria; Philodinida; Philodinidae
Source: the annotation of a GenBank genome assembly